UGAGUGGGGAAGGGGAGUGAGCCGAGGAGCUUACGUCGCGCGGGAGGCGGAGGCGACGGCGACCUCGGUGGCUGUAGCGGUGGAGGCGGCUACGACCGAGACGGUUGCGCUUGUUCUCUCGGCGUCAUGGCGGCUGCUGGGAGCCGAUAAGCGGCGGGAGCGCGCGCGUGGCCGCUGGGGCGACGACGACUGCCGAUCACUUCUUGAUCUUGCUGCCCUCUCCGUUGGUGCUUCAAUAAUGAAUUGAUUGUUGGAUCAGCUCCGUAGGGGAUCGCGCUUGGUGCCGCCGGCCGGGGCUCCCCUUUUGCUCUGCGUCCUUCCCCUUCCCCCUCCCCUUCACGGACUCCUGCUAACCCCCAGGCACCCGGAGCCUGAGGACUCACUCGGCUGAGGAGACCGCGGGCCGGGCGCAGCGGAGGCCGCCGAUCCGAGUCGGCUUCCUCCGCCCCGCGAAUCGUGCACGCUAGCCGGUGAAUCAAAAAGGCUCCAGGAGACCUGUUAAUGUUGAAGAAAACUCAUCUGAAUUUUUGAUAUUCAAGGAGUCAGUAUUUAUAUUCAUCUUUUAAACUGGGAAGAUUUAUAUUUCAUUUCAAAACUUGUUGAUAUUUACAAUGAAUGGACAUAGUGAUGAAGAAAGUGUUAGAAACAGUAGUGGAGAAUCAAGCCAGUCGGAUGAUGAUUCUGGGUCAGCUUCAGGCUCUGGAUCUGGUUCAAGUUCUGGAAGCACUAGUGAUGGGAGCAGUAGCCAGUCAGGUAGCAGCGACUCUGACUCUGGAUCUGAAUCGGGCAGUCAGUCAGAGUCUGAGUCAGAUACAUCCCGAGAAAACAAAGUUCAAGCAAAACCACCAAAAGUUGAUGGAGCUGAGUUUUGGAAAUCUAGCCCUAGUAUUUUGGCUGUUCAGAGAUCGGCAAUGCUCAAGAAGCAGCAGCAACAGCAGCAGCAGCAACAGCAACAGCAGCAUCAAGCUUCAUCUAAUAGUGGAUCAGAAGAGGAUUCUUCUAGCAGUGAAGAUUCUGAUGACACAAGUGAGGUCAAAAGGAAAAAGCAUAAAGAUGAAGAUUGGCAAAUGUCUGGGUCAGGAUCUCCAUCUCAGAGUGGUUCAGAUUCUGAAUCUGAAGAAGAAAGAGAUAAAAGCAGUUGUGAUGAAACAGAAUCUGAUUAUGAGCCAAAAAACAAAGUUAAAAGCAGAAAACCUCAAAAUAGAUCUAAGUCAAAAAAUGGAAAAAAGAUUCUUGGACAAAAAAAGAGACAGAUUGAUUCAUCUGAGGAGGAUUAUGAUGAAGACUAUGAUAAUGAUAAAAGAAGUUCUCGUCGUCAAGCAACUGUCAAUGUGAGCUAUAAGGAAGAUGAAGAAAUGAAAACAGAUUCUGAUGACCUACUUGAAGUCUGUGGAGAGGAUGUUCCUCAACCUGAGGAAGAGGAAUUUGAAACAAUUGAACGGUUUAUGGAUUGUCGGAUUGGGAGAAAAGGAGCUACUGGUGCUACUACAACAAUCUAUGCAGUUGAAGCAGAUGGUGACCCAAAUGCAGGAUUUGAAAAAAACAAAGAACCAGGAGAAAUCCAGUAUUUAAUUAAAUGGAAAGGAUGGUCCCAUAUUCACAAUACUUGGGAGACAGAAGAAACCCUGAAGCAGCAGAAUGUUAGAGGAAUGAAAAAAUUGGAUAAUUAUAAGAAAAAAGAUCAGGAAACAAAAAGAUGGUUGAAAAAUGCUUCUCCGGAAGAUGUGGAAUAUUAUAAUUGCCAGCAAGAACUUACAGAUGACCUGCAUAAACAGUAUCAAAUAGUGGAGCGAAUAAUUGCUCAUUCCAAUCAAAAGUCAGCAGCUGGGUAUCCUGAUUAUUAUUGUAAAUGGCAGGGCCUUCCAUACUCAGAGUGCAGCUGGGAGGAUGGUGCUCUCAUUUCCAAAAAGUUUCAAGCAUGUAUAGAUGAGUAUUUUAGCAGGAAUCAAUCAAAAACCACUCCUUUUAAAGAUUGCAAAGUAUUAAAACAAAGGCCAAGAUUUGUAGCCCUAAAAAAGCAGCCAUCCUAUAUUGGAGGACAUGAGGGUUUAGAAUUAAGAGAUUAUCAACUGAAUGGUUUAAAUUGGCUUGCUCACUCUUGGUGCAAAGGAAAUAGUUGCAUACUUGCUGAUGAAAUGGGCCUUGGAAAAACAAUACAGACGAUCUCAUUUCUGAACUAUUUGUUUCAUGAACAUCAAUUAUAUGGGCCUUUUCUGUUAGUAGUACCACUCUCCACUCUAACUUCCUGGCAAAGGGAGAUUCAGACAUGGGCUUCUCAAAUGAAUGCUGUGGUUUAUUUAGGUGACAUUAACAGCAGAAACAUGAUAAGAACUCAUGAAUGGAUGCAUCCCCAGACCAAACGGUUAAAAUUUAAUAUACUGUUAACAACUUACGAAAUUUUAUUAAAGGAUAAGGCAUUCCUUGGAGGUCUAAAUUGGGCAUUUAUAGGUGUAGAUGAAGCACAUCGCUUAAAGAAUGAUGAUUCUCUUCUGUACAAAACUUUAAUAGACUUUAAGUCCAAUCACCGUCUUCUUAUCACGGGAACUCCUCUACAAAACUCCCUCAAAGAGCUUUGGUCUUUGCUUCAUUUCAUUAUGCCCGAAAAGUUUUCUUCCUGGGAAGAUUUUGAAGAAGAACAUGGCAAAGGUAGAGAAUAUGGUUAUGCAAGCCUCCACAAGGAACUUGAGCCGUUUCUGUUACGCAGAGUUAAAAAAGAUGUGGAAAAAUCGCUUCCUGCCAAGGUUGAGCAGAUUUUAAGAAUGGAAAUGAGUGCUUUACAGAAACAGUAUUACAAAUGGAUACUAACCAGGAAUUAUAAAGCCCUCAGCAAAGGUUCCAAGGGCAGUACCUCAGGCUUUUUGAACAUUAUGAUGGAGCUGAAGAAAUGUUGUAAUCACUGCUACCUCAUUAAACCACCAGACAAUAAUGAAUUCUAUAAUAAACAGGAGGCCUUACAACACUUAAUCCGUAGUAGCGGAAAAUUGAUUCUUCUUGACAAGCUGUUAAUUCGCCUAAGAGAAAGAGGCAAUAGAGUUCUUAUUUUUUCUCAAAUGGUGCGGAUGUUAGAUAUACUUGCAGAAUAUUUGAAAUACCGUCAAUUCCCCUUUCAAAGAUUAGAUGGAUCAAUAAAGGGGGAAUUGAGGAAACAAGCUUUAGAUCAUUUUAAUGCAGAAGGAUCAGAGGAUUUCUGCUUUUUGCUUUCCACAAGAGCUGGAGGUCUAGGAAUUAAUUUAGCUUCUGCUGACACUGUUGUUAUAUUUGAUUCUGAUUGGAAUCCACAAAAUGAUCUUCAGGCACAGGCUAGAGCUCAUCGAAUCGGGCAGAAGAAACAGGUAAAUAUUUAUCGUCUAGUUACAAAGGGAUCAGUGGAAGAGGAUAUUCUUGAAAGGGCCAAAAAGAAGAUGGUAUUAGAUCAUCUUGUGAUUCAAAGAAUGGACACAACUGGGAAGACAGUACUACACACAGGUUCUGCCCCCUCAAGUUCUACUCCUUUCAAUAAAGAAGAGUUAUCUGCCAUUUUAAAAUUUGGUGCUGAGGAACUUUUUAAGGAACCAGAAGGAGAAGAACAAGAACCCCAGGAAAUGGAUAUAGAUGAAAUCUUAAAGAGGGCUGAAACUCAUGAAAAUGAACCAGGCCCUUUAACUGUAGGAGAUGAAUUACUUUCCCAGUUCAAGGUUGCCAACUUUUCCAACAUGGAUGAGGAUGACAUUGAGUUGGAACCUGAAAGAAAUUCAAAAAACUGGGAAGAAAUCAUUCCAGAAGAUCAAAGGAGACGAUUAGAAGAGGAAGAAAGACAAAAAGAACUCGAAGAAAUUUAUAUGCUUCCAAGAAUGAGAAACUGUGCUAAACAGGUUAGUUUCAAUGGAAGUGAAGGGAGGCGCAGUAGAAGUAGGAGGUACUCCGGAUCUGAUAGUGAUUCAGUCUCGGAAAGGAAAAGGCCAAAGAAACGUGGAAGACCACGGACUAUCCCUCGAGAGAAUAUUAAAGGAUUUAGUGAUGCAGAAAUUCGGCGGUUUAUCAAGAGUUACAAGAAAUUUGGUGGCCCUCUGGAAAGAUUAGAUGCAAUUGCUCGAGAUGCUGAACUAGUCGAUAAGUCAGAAACAGACCUAAGACGACUAGGAGAAUUGGUACAUAAUGGUUGCAUUAAAGCUUUAAAGGAUAAUUCUUCAGGAACAGAACGGACAGGUGGUAGACUUGGAAAAGUAAAGGGUCCAACAUUCCGAAUAUCAGGAGUGCAGGUGAAUGCCAAGCUAGUCAUCUCCCAUGAAGAAGAAUUAAUACCAUUGCACAAAUCCAUUCCUUCAGAUCCAGAGGAAAGAAAGCAGUAUACUGUCCCAUGCCAUACAAAGGCAGCUCAUUUUGAUAUAGACUGGGGCAAAGAAGAUGAUUCCAAUUUAUUAAUUGGUAUAUACGAAUACGGAUAUGGGAGCUGGGAAAUGAUUAAAAUGGAUCCUGACCUCAGUCUGACGCACAAGAUUCUUCCUGAUGAUCCUGAUAAAAAACCACAAGCAAAACAGUUGCAGACACGUGCAGACUACCUCAUCAAAUUGCUUAGUAAAGAUCUUGCAAGAAAAGAAGCUCAGAGACUUUCUGGUGUGGGAGGUUCAAAAAGGAGAAAAGCUAGAGCCAAGAAGAAUAAAGCAAUGAAGUCUAUAAAAGUCAAAGAGGAAAUAAAGAGCGAUUCUUCUCCUCUCCCCUCAGAAAAGUCUGAUGAAGAUGAUAAGGAUGAGAUCACUUCUGUGAAACAUCCAAAUAAAAAAAUUAAAACAGAAAGAGACAGUGAAGAAAAACCUGAGCCAGAUGUUUGUAUAAAGAAGGAACCAGAAGAAAAGAGGGAAGCAAAAGAAAAGGAAAGUAAAAGAGAACUUAAAAGGGAGAUAAAAGAAAAAGAGGAUAAGAAAGAUAUAAAAGAAAAAGAUUUUAAAGAAAAAAGAGAAAACAAAAUAAAAGAAGUUAUAGAAGCUAUGCAGAAAGAAAAAGACAUAAAGGAAGAAAAGUUGAGUGAAUCUAAGUCUGAUAGCAAGGAAAAAUCCAAGAAAUCUUCAGUGUCAGAUGCUCUAGUUCAUAUCACUGCAAGUGGUGAACCAGUUCCCAUAUCUGAAGAAUCUGAAGAACUGGAUCAGAAGACAUUCAGCAUUUGUAAAGAAAGAAUGAGGCCUGUCAAAGCAGCUUUGAAACAACUUGAUAGGCCUGAGAAAGGCCUUUCAGAAAGAGAACAACUAGAGCAUACUAGACAAUGUUUAAUAAAAAUUGGAGACCAUAUCACGGAAUGUCUGAAAGAGUAUACAAACCCUGAACAAAUCAAACAGUGGAGAAAAAACCUGUGGAUUUUCGUAUCUAAGUUUACUGAGUUUGAUGCAAGAAAAUUGCAUAAACUAUAUAAGCACGCUAUUAAAAAACGGCAGGAAUCUCAGCAAAAUAACGACCAGAACAGCAACUUGAAUGCUCAAGUGAUUAGAAAUCCAGAAGUGGAAAGAUUAAAAGAGAAUACAAAUCAUGAUGAUAGCAGCAGGGACAGUUAUUCUUCUGACAGACACUUAUCUCAGUAUCAUGAUCAUCAUAAAGACCGACAUCAGGGAGAUUCUUACAAAAAGAGUGACUCCAGGAAAAGACCCUAUUCCUCUUUUAGUAAUGGCAAAGAUCAUCGUGACUGGGAUCACUACAAGCAAGACAGCAGAUACUACAGUGAUAGAGAGAAACACAGAAAAUUGGAUGAUCACAGGAAUAGAGAUCACAGGUCAAAUUUGGAAGGAAGUUUAAAAGAUAGAUCUCAUUCAGAUCAUCGCUCUCAUUCAGAUCAUCGCUCUCAUUCAGAUCAUCGGUCAAGCUCUGAAUAUACACAUCAUAAAUCUUCCAGGGAUUAUAGGUAUCACUCAGAUUGGCAAAUGGACCACAGAGCUUCCAGUAGUGGGCCUAGAUCACCACUAGAUCAGAGGUCUCCUUAUGGCUCCAGAUCUCCAUUUGAACACUCAAUUGAACACAAAAGUACACCUGAGCAUACCUGGAGUAAUCGGAAAACAUAACAAAAACUGAUGUGUUGUCUUUCUGGACUUUUCUUUUAGCCAUAUAUCAUAAACCAACACAGUAAUUGCCUUACAUGACUUGAAAGAUAUAAACAGAUCUUCUAUCAGUAGCAGUAUUGUUACUUCUUUCCAGGAUGCAAGGUCUAUUAUCCCAACAGAAGAGAAAAUAUUUUUAUAUUUAAGGAUUAUGCUGCACUGUACUACAAAUAUUGUAGUACAUUUUUUUUUCUUUUUUAAAGAAAUUGAAAAUGUUUACUAUUACAGGGACCUCAACACUGCCCUUCCAUAUAGGCUGGAUAAAACUGUUUUUAAGUCAGUGGUUUUAGACUGACCUCCAUUUAAAUUAUGUUUGUAUAUGAACUUUACUCUGACCUGUGAUCAUGUUUCAGGAAGGAAUGAAAGAGAGUUCUUUUCUUAAUAAAGAAAAAACACUCAAGGAUUUUGUUCACUUUCCAAAGCUACUUGUUUACAUUGUACACUGCGACCACCUUGCCGCUUUUCAUCACAAGCUUGAAUAUUUAAAUUCUGUACUUAUAUCUGUAAAAUAGCCAGGAACUUCCUGUUUGUGAUCUAUUAUUAUGCCUUUUUACAUACACAAAAAAAUGACUGUAAAUUAUUGUAAAUAGAUUAAAUGAGCUUUCCUUCCUUCCCUUUCUCAGGCUUUUUUUGACUGUUCCUUUCCCUACCAACUCAGGCCUUCUUAUUGUUUAAAAAAAUCAGUGUAAUAACACUUUUUAAUGAUUUGUCUUGAUGGAAUCAUUGUUUAGAAUGUAAAAAAUGGGGAAAGGGGCCACCUAAUUCCAUUAGUCCUCAUUUUAUAUUGACUAUUUUAUUAAAUACAUGUUAUUUUUUUUCCUUUUUA
Molecule: messenger RNA, 6885 nt
Organism: Artibeus jamaicensis (Jamaican fruit-eating bat)
Lineage: Eukaryota; Metazoa; Chordata; Mammalia; Chiroptera; Phyllostomidae
Gene: CHD1
Product: chromodomain helicase DNA binding protein 1
Exons: 37
Coding region: 612-6023 (1803 amino acids)
Biological process (GO): nucleosome organization; regulation of transcription by RNA polymerase II
Cellular component (GO): chromatin; nucleus
Molecular function (GO): ATP hydrolysis activity; histone binding; ATP-dependent chromatin remodeler activity
Source: RefSeq, a predicted model, not a curated record